AUGAGCUGCCGUUGUCCGUCAACUCUUGAAAAUCAACUACUUUGGCACAACUUCAAACUAAUUGGCAGGCCCUCCCACCGCCUAUAUUUGUUACCACUGUUGUGUGUGUGCCUGUCAUUGCUAUUACAUCCCAGUUACGGGCCCUCGUUCCCUGCAUGCGAACAAGGAAGGAAAAAGGCCAGGAAAAAAAAAUUCAGAGCUCUUGUGAAUUGUUCACUAUCUUUAGGCCAAGCAGAUAACGCUAUAUAUAUAGAACAUAUUGAUUUGAUAUUAGAAAAAUAUAGUGGCGCAGGAACUUAUACGUUGAAAUUACUCCCCCCCGAGAGACGAGAGUUUGUUUUGUUUUUGAGCGAAGAGCGUUUUGUGGGUUAUAGCGCUAGCGCGAGUUACUUAUAA
This is a messenger RNA of Nakaseomyces glabratus, 396 nucleotides long. RefSeq lists its product as uncharacterized. The record is from RefSeq and is a predicted model, not a curated record. Lineage: Eukaryota; Fungi; Ascomycota; Saccharomycetes; Saccharomycetales; Saccharomycetaceae.